Molecule: messenger RNA, 594 nt
Organism: Penicillium canariense
Lineage: Eukaryota; Fungi; Ascomycota; Eurotiomycetes; Eurotiales; Aspergillaceae
Exons: 1
Coding region: 1-594 (197 amino acids)
Source: RefSeq, a predicted model, not a curated record
AUGCCAUCACCGGAAUGUGAUUCUCCUGACUCGAUGGUAUACUUACUGUACAUGCGAGUUCAUACCAAGUCAUUACCCUACGGCUUCCGACCGGCUUCGCCCUCUCCAAGACCUUCCCAAGGCUCUCCAGCAGCCACCCACAUCGGGCGCUUCCCCACACACGCCAAUCGCUGCCGCCUUCCAAGCCGGUCUGGAGCCCAGUCUUACGUGGCGGGCAUGACAAUCAUGUCUUGGUCCAACUCGUCCAAUUCCAGUCCCUCCACGCCGGGCGGUGAUGACGAUGUCCAGCCUCGAGCCGUUUCACCCUUGGACCCGACCUAUACAACUCACACUUCACACCUCACACCUCACAAACCUUCAUGCGGUUUACGCGCCCGACCAGGAACUGCCCGACCAGUCGAUCGCUCCUCAUCGCCAUCCCCGAGUCCCCCGAGUCGCCCUCCAGCGCCCCGGUUUGACCCACCAGACGAUCGCCACCCAGCGGCAGCGAUGUCCGGUGGCUCCAUCCCUGACUCGGCAAAUGGGGCCCCCUGGAGGGUCGUGCAGGGUCUGCAAGGCACCAGGCUGGUCCUCUUGGGUGCAAUCCCACGGUGA